This is a messenger RNA of Acanthochromis polyacanthus (spiny chromis), 2663 nucleotides long. RefSeq names its product BRO1 domain and CAAX motif containing (gene brox). NCBI's taxonomy places the organism in Eukaryota, Metazoa, Chordata, Actinopteri, Pomacentridae. The record is from RefSeq and is a predicted model, not a curated record. The transcript has 13 exons. The coding region runs from base 162 to 1394 and encodes 410 amino acids.
UUUUUCCGGAUCUACGUCACAUGACUGAACUUCGGCUUCUGAUUGGCCAGCACCUGCUCCGUGUUUAUUUCCGGAAGUGAGUUGUUGUCAGUGUCAGACUUUCCAUCAGGAUUAUCACACCUGGAUCCUACAGUCUGUCUAGGUGUGUCCACGUCCACAGGAUGGCUCAUUGGUUUCACAGAAACCCUCUGAAGGCUACAGCUCCAGUGUCCUUUAACUUCUAUGGAGUGGCAGGAAGUCCUGCUGCCAACAAGAUAUGCAAUGACCUGAGGACCACCAGGGCCAGACUGCUGGAGAUGUUCACUGAUGUCACCUGCAACCCUGAGAUCAUGAAGAAUGCCACAGAUGCUUAUUUCUCCCUCCUGCAAGGUUUUAUUGCCUCCUUGGAUGGAACUACGCAGGAGAACAAGAUGAGGUUCAUCCAGAACUUUAAAUGGACCGACACCUUACAGGGAAACACACCCAGUGCUCAGCAGGAUGCUGUCUUUGAACUGGUCUCCAUGGCCUUCAACGUAGCCCUGUGGUACACCAAGUUCGCCUCCAGACUAGCAGGGAAGGAAAACAUAACAGAAGCUGAAGCUAAAGAUGUUCACCGGAGCCUGAAGAUUGCUGCUGGGAUAUUCAAAAAUCUAAAGGAGAUCCACAUCCCUCGCCUCAUCACUCCGGCUGAGAAGGGCCGAGACCUGGAGCCCCGAGUGAUCGACGCCUACAUCAUCCAGUGUCAAGCAGAAGCGCAGGAAGUGACCAUCGCCAGAGCCAUAGAGCUGAAGCACAACGCCUCACUCAUCGCAGCGUUGGCGUUCGAGACGGCAAACUUCUAUCAGAAAGCUGACCACACUUUGAACACCCUGCAGCCGGAGUGCAGCAGUAAGUGGAGGAAGUACCUUCAGCUGAAGCAGCAUUUCUACAUGGCUUAUGCGUUCUGCUACCACGGGCAGACGCUCCUGGCCAGCGAUAAGUGUGGAGAAGCCAUCAGAUCCCUCCAGGAGGCAGAGAAAUGCUACUCUCAUGCUGAGGCGCUGUGUAAAGAGUACCGUCAGACCAAAGGCCCAGGAACCACGGCUAAACCCUCAGAGCAGCUGUUCUUCCUCAAGCUGGGCGGCCUCAUUAAGAACACCCUGGAGAAGUGCCAGAGAGAAAACGGCUUCAUAUACUUCCAUAAGGUCCCAGCUGAAGCUCCUCAGCUGGAGCUGAAGGCCAGCUAUGGUCUGGCUGAACCGGUGACCUUCGAGCUGCCAGCCGUCAGCGAUCAGUGCUCUGCUGAAGUCUACGCCACCUUCGAUCUGACCAAGGGAGCCAAAAACGACAAGGCCAAACCCAAAGAUGAGGAGGUGAAACCAGUGAAGGAACCAGACCUGAAGCCUCAGCAGGACACGGGCUGCAUCGUCUGCUAAACUCUCCAUCAUCAGAACCAUGAAUGAUGCUUCCUCUUCAUGUAGGCCUCCAUAGGAACACAUAAAACCUGUCUUUGGUUAAUAUUAAUCCUCCUUUUGCUGAAACAUGUAAGUUAAUAUCAUCAAGUCUGAGCCAGAGCCGCUCAAAUAUCACAUUACAAACAUCUAACUCCCAUGAAGCACUUUUCAAAAGAUAAAACUUUACUUUCAGGCUCAGAGUUAAAAUCAAUGAUCUGUUCUGUUAUCGAUGCCUUUGGCUGCGAUCUGAACCUGGUUUAGUUUAACUUUCUGAAGCUCUGACCUUAUUAUAGACGGUUUAAAUAAUAGAGACUGGAUUAAAAUCCUGAAAGUGGCCUCAAAAUCUGUAGCAGCAUCAAACUGAUUAAACUUCUAUUUGGAACACUGAGCACUACAGAGAACCUGCAUUAUAAAAUCAUAUUCUACCUAAAUACUGGUAAUGAAUAACAGACUGAGGUGUUUUUCUGGUGAAUCUGGUUUGUUUUAUCCGUUUACAAUCAAUAUUUGAUUUAGUUGACAUGUAUUAUAGCUGGUGUUUGUAUGUUUUCUACUCCUGAUGAUUAAAGGAGCUUUAUGGCCAGAGGAGGCUUCAUCUUUCUCUACAGGGUUAGGUUUCUAACUCUGUCCCUUUGACAGCAGUUUAAUUUAUUCCUGUUUAUUUUAAAAGACAACUUAAACUGAAGACAUCAUAAAGAGCUGCUUCACCAAUGUUUGUUAUUAACUUCUGUUUUCUUUCACUGAUUCAUACAAUGCUUCAUUUCAUAACCUUUUCAGUCUUUGUUCUCCAGAUAUUAAACAGUAUAAGUAAAUCUAUAAAUACAGUGUUAGCCUCCUUAAAUCACAGAAAGAAGAAUCUGGAAAAUUAUUAUCUUCAAAAGUCGCUCACAUUAUUAAAACUUACCUCAUUUCUAACCAAACUGCUGGAACGUGAACAAACUGUAAUAUUCUGCUGACAUAGAUAAAUACUGUAUUAAUUCAACAUGUAAACGUUUAAGCCACACGUUUGUUCUGUGACCUGAACUAAAGAGCAGAUAUCUCCAUCUCUGGUUAUCUUCAGCCGUACAGCGACUCCAGCUGGUUAGAAAAGUCGUGCUUUGGUUUGGUUUGGUUUGACUGUCGUGUCAUUUGUUCCACUUGGAGUGAAUUUAAUCAGAAAUCAGAGCAGAACUAAUUAUUUAUCCUGUCGCUCCUGUAACGCUGUCCUUCAUGUAAAAUGUACUUCAAAUGCUAUUAAAUCAUCCAGAAAACUCA